Molecule: messenger RNA, 3046 nt
Organism: Neogale vison (American mink)
Lineage: Eukaryota; Metazoa; Chordata; Mammalia; Carnivora; Mustelidae
Gene: COIL
Product: coilin
Exons: 8
Coding region: 355-2106 (583 amino acids)
Biological process (GO): spliceosomal snRNP assembly
Cellular component (GO): Cajal body
Molecular function (GO): U2 snRNA binding; U1 snRNA binding
Source: RefSeq, a predicted model, not a curated record
UUUAGUUCCUGCAAAACCAUUGUUGGCGUUAUGUAUUUUUCUCUAGUCUUCAUCUUUCAAAUAUCUGAGAAGACAGCUACUGAGAAGUGCUUGUUUAUCCAGAGAGUUGCCUAAAUUCGGACGCUGCACAGAGUUCAGCGGAAAAGGAAUUCACGUAGACUCUUUCCUAGCCCAGUGAUGAACAGAAUUGAAUCGAAAUCAACCCCGCUCCGCGUUCUCGCCGGUCAUCGAUCCUGUAGUAGCCACUUGGAGCCAAUAGGGGGCAUACGUUAAAAGGCCCCAGGGGGCGGGCCUCCGAGCACGCCUCUCGGUAGCCCUGUGGUGUCUCUCGGCUUCCGUUGAGCAUCGGGCAAGAUGGCGGCCUCCGAGACGGUUAGGCUACGGCUUCAAUUCGAUUAUCCGCCGCCAGCUACCCCGCACUGCACGGCCUUCUGGCUUCUUGUCGACUUGAACAGAUGCCGAGUGGUCACGGAUCUCAUUAGUCUCAUCCGCCAGCGCUUUGGCUUCAGUUCUGGGGCCCUCUUGGGCCUCUACUUGGAGGGGGGGCUCUUGCCCCCCGCCGAGAGCGCGCGCCUGGUACGAGACAACGACUGCCUCAGAGUUAAAUUAGAAGAAAGAGCAGCUGUUGAGGAUACCGUGACAGUCAAGAAUGGUGAUGAUAGUCAUUUAUUACCUAGGAAAGCAAAGAAGAGGGCAUUUAAGUUGGAGGACGGUGAAGAAACUGAACUAGAUUACAAAAAUUUAAAGAAACAGUGGAAGAGGCAAGAGAACAAUAUUGAUGAGAAGACCUUGGAUCUGGAACCAAAAGCCGUCACAGAUCUGAGUGUGAGGAAAAAAGGCAAGAGGAAGAGCAAAGCCAUGUGUAGUGUCGUGGAUGGUGAUGACGAAGGAACCAAAAGAAAAUCACCAAAGAGAAAGGAGAAAUGUGAAUAUAAAAAACAGACGAAAAACUCCAGGUCUUCCAAAGCACAGACAGUGAAGGACUGGGCUGCCCCGAACUGUGGUCCUCUGAAAGGCUCGCCCGCUAGAAAUAGCCUUGUCAAAGCCAAAAGGAAAGGUGGCACGAGCAUUAGUACAAAAGAUAGUCCCAUUUCCUCCUCAGAGUCUGAGUCUUACCAUGAAUCAACCAGUGAUGGUCUCAGCCAUGUCAUCUUGGAGGUCAGAAAUUCUUCAGAGAAAAUACCAACUGAGUCAUCAAAGGAAGGACCCUCUACCAAAAACACAGCUGCAAACAAAGUGACCGCCAAAACUGGCUUCAAUUCUACCACCGUCAAGGGCAAGACAACUAGAACAUCAUCUUCUAGUUCAGACUCUAGCUCAGAGUCUGAUGACCAGAGCACGGUGUCUAAGAGCACCCCGGAGCGCACUGCCAGCUUCUUAAAGCCAGUAGGCCUCUUUGCAGGACGAGGCUGUCCAGGCCCAGGGCCCUGCUCGCAGCCUCCCGCUGCUGCCGCCUGGAAGCAUUCUGACACCAACAGUGCCAGACCGGCUCCUCCUGCUCCCCCUCCCAAUGUGACUCUUUCUGCCGGUUUGGGAAGAGGCUGGGGGAGAGGAGAGGACCUUCUUUCUUGGAAGGGGGCUAGGGGCCGGGGGAUGCGGGGGAGAGGCCGAGGCCGAGGGCAGGCCAUUUCCUUUGUGUUAAAUAGAAACGCGGACUAUCAGAAGCACCAGCAAUUAAAUGAAAUGGUCACGAACUCAUCUACUAUUAUCCAGAACCCAGUAGAGACACACAAGAAGGACUACAGUUUGUUACCACUGUUAGCAGCUGCUCCGCAAGUUGGAGAAAAGAUUGCGUUUAAGCUUUUGGAACUAACAUCUGAUUAUUCUCCUGAUGUCUCUGAUUACAAGGAAGGAAAAAUACUAAGCCACAAUCCAGAGACCCAGCAAGUAGAUAUAGAAAUUCUUUCAUCCUUACCUGCCAUGAAGGAACCUGGGAAAUUUGAUUUGGUUUAUCACAACGAAAAUGGAACUGAGGUAGUGGAGUACGCUGUGACGCAAGAGAAGAGGGUAGGCGCGCUUCGCUUCUUGGGAUUGCUUGGUCGUCCGUUCUCUCAACUGGCUACUGGCAGUCUGGAAGAUCACUGUUUUUUGGAGAGAAUUGAUUGAUCCAAGAUUGAUUGUUGAACCUCCGAGUACCAUACCAAGUACAGAGCCUGCUUGAGGAUGACCUCUCCAUCUCAUAGUUUAUAAAUGUCUUGUUUAUGAAAGUGACUAUAACCUGAACUUUAAAAAAAAAAAAAAAGAUUUGAAAGUUGUAUGCAUUUUUUGUUCACUUUACUGCAUAGGAAAAAAAUCUACCUCAUCAUUUAAAAUAACAUGGGUGUUCCUUUUUGUAGAUCUUUUUUUUCUUCUUCCAAGCUUAAUUUCAGUAACAAAAUUUAAUACAUGACAUUCCCUGCAGGCAUUGUUACAUAUCAGUAUAUAUGGUUUCUUCUCUUUUUUAUUUAUUUUUUGACCAUCAAGUAGCCAUCGUCAGUAGGAGUUUAUAACACCAAGUACAAGAAAAUGCUGCAUAUCUUGUCUUAGUAAGUUUUAUUAAGUAACGUUCUAAAACCUGAAAGCAUGUUACUUGACCCAAUUUUUUAACAUUUGAGUUCCAUUAAAUAUGGAACAUCUUAUAAAUUGCAAGUAUUUUAUACUUGUAACUGUCAAGAAUUAAGUAGCUGGGUUUAUUGCAAGCAGUGAAUUAGAGAAUCCUUUCACAUUUUUCUCAACUUUAAAAUUGAGGAUUUUCAGAGUCCUGUGUAGAGCAGUGAAAAUAAGACCUCGUGUUUUUGCCGGGGGUGAACUGGUGUUCCACCUGGGUGAAAGGAUUUCCUAUGAGUUCAGACCAGGGAGCAUGUUGUCUUGCUACAAGAUCCCAAGCACCUGGCUGAGUGUGCUGGAGUAAGGACUGAACAGAAAUUUCAGUUUCUGUUAUUAUUCAACAAAAGCUAAAAUGGAAAAAUGGCUAAAUCUAUACUGUGAAAAUUGCUUCCUUUUACAAAAAAGAUCAGGUUCCUCCUUCAGCUUUGCAGAUUUUUAAAUAAAAUCCGAUUGAACUACA